AUGCUGGCCGAGCUCAAAGCCAUCUUCCCCAAUGGCCUGUUCCAGGGGGAUAACUUCAGAAUCACCAAGGCUGAUGCCGCCGAGUUCUGGAGAAGAUCGUUUGGGGACAAGUGAGUCCACCUCUGCUCUCUACAAAAAGUAGACAUUUACUGCACGCUAGCCAGUCAUAGUGGAAGUAUUUACAUCUAAGUGGUUAGAUUGGAUAUAUUGAUGCACCACAUGAUGGAAACAGGAAGAAAGAAAUGCCUUUUCAAGCUACGUGAGGUAGCCUAGGUAAGCAGAUAGAAAGUAGUUAAUUGAGUCUCUUUUUAUUAGUCACAUUUUUGUCAAUCACCAUAAACACCCAGAACCAGGAAAAGCAACUGGCAAAAUUAAGCCCACAAGAUUUCAUAUGGCCUGACGAAAAUGUCUCCAUAAAAAUAACAAAAUCAUCCCGUGGCAUAAUGUCGCUGCUGACCCCUGCCCUAAACACUAUUGUUGCACUGUAGCGAAUAACAUGUUUGGAACGUCCAUAUUCAGGGUAGAAUCAGAAGUGGGAUCGGACAUCGUAAGUGCAAUAACAGGGAAGGUUUAAUACAAUACAUCAAUGUUGCUUGUUCUACUCGAUGGGUAUAGUAAGCAUGUUGUCCUGAUGUGUUUUCAGGACUAUAGUGCCUUGGAAGGUGUUCCGGCAGGCACUGCACGAGUUCCACCCAAUCAGCUCGGGCCUGGAAGCCAUGGCCCUCAAGUCCACCAUCGACCUCGCCUGCAACGACUACAUCUCAGUCUUCGAGUUUGACAUCUUCACCAGGCUCUUCCAGGUUGGGCCUACACUCACACGCACAUGCACACUCACACACACACACACACACACGGACGCAUUCAAACACACACGUACAUGCGCAUGGACACACAAAAACACGCACACAAGUGCAUGGAUGCACACACACUCGCAUGCAUGGUCGCAUGCACUCAAACACACACACACACACACUCUCACACACAGCCCCCCUCGUACUACACACCACUGCACCAAUGUACACAAUUUCUCUUGAGAGAUGAGUUGAGAAAAGAGUCUAACAAUGGCCAUUAUUAUGAGUGUCUGUAUUUGUGUUGUGUAUCCCAGGUAUAGUCCUCCAUAGUUCCACCACACAUCGUUGUACCAUCACUAACUCCUAUCUACAGUUUAAAAGUCGGGGGUAAUGGGCCAAACAAUGGUCAUUAUUGUAGCCAAUAGCCUCUCACCAUAGCCGCACUUUCUAAUUACACACGAGUUUGGCAAAGUGAGACUAUUGUGGCCAUGUGUGUUUCUCUGCUAUGUGGAAUUGUGUGGCAGUGCCUGCUGAGAGAGAGGGGGCCAGUGUUUUGAGUUGAGUUGCUGCGUUGCGUGUCUCCAGGCUGAAUAGAGGCCUCUUGCUGCCCCUUGUUGUUGGCAUAAUGCAGUCUCCAACUCUUAAAGAACCUAUGCACUUUACAGCAGUGGUUCUCAACUGGUUUUGCUUCAGGACCCAAAUUGAACCAGGUUGUCUUAGUCGCAAUCCAAUAUUCGCAUCGUGAUUUUAUUUAUUUUUGCCAAAAUGCAAUCUGGAAAGCUAUAUUUAAUUCUAUAUUGAUAGUAAAUGUGCCAGUUUUAUGACAAGGGAACAACACUCACCUUUUUCAUUGUCAAUAGUUCAAUUUUGCCCAUAUUCUGGUUUGAGACUCCAAAAUCAACCAAAUCCACUAAAUAAAUAACUCUAAAUUGAAAAUACUAUGAUUGAAGAAAAGUAGUUGAGGUUAAAGUAGUUGAGGUUAAAACAUUAUUAUUUCUACACAUUUUCUUUCUGGUUUUAGUCAUUUAAGUUCAGACUGCAGUAUAAACCUUUUUUUAAAACACUCACGACCCAUUCAAAACAUGCGUCGCGACCCACCAGUUGAGAAUCACUGCUUUCCAGGGAGUCGGGACUGGAUGAAAUUGGUAAAUGCCUAGGAGAGGAGUGGCUUUUUUGGGCUAACUCUAUCAAGUAUUUAAGUGGCCACUGUACAGAGAACAGAGGGCGCUUACUGGGCCAUUCUUUCACUGCUGGUUAGCUGUGAGGAACAAACUGUACUACAACAUACCCGUCCUGUCACAAAGGACCUCGGAAUCUGACUAGUCCAUUGGAAAUAUGGAAAUAUUUUUGCAAUUUUGAUCCAUAUGUGACAAAUUUCUAAUCUAGUUGCAUUGAAACAAGUUCUAGUGCCGGUUUCCCGGAACACAGAUUAAGCCCGGUCUAGGACUCAUGUAGUUUCAAUGGAGAUUAAUCUGUGUCCGGGAAACCAGCCGCUGCUCUUCUUCACACACGUCAUGUUUAGUGCUGCUGUGCGUGUUUUUCCCCGGAAGUAAUUGUCUCAUUAUAGGGAGCUCUAUGAUGCAUGAAGCACUGGGCUGUAUUCAUUAGGGCACACACCGGAAAAUAUCGUAAAACAUUUUGCGAUGGAAAAUGGAAAUUAGUGUUUCUUAUUUGGACAAGUGCAAGUAGUUGUUCCUUGUUUCAGUCCAUUUUCUUCUGUUUGGUGCCUAAUGAAUAUGACCCACACCACUUACAUGCCAAUUUCAAAACCUAAAAGCUAAGGUUUAUAUAAAUGCUUCCCUUUUAGUCAUCUGUUUAUUUUGUUGUUACUAAGGGACGACUAAUAUUUGUUUCCUGAGGGGAAGUGUACUUCAGUCUGAUUUGAUGUUUUUUUGUUAUUUCAUUAGGCCCUAGCUAGCUCCCUGACUUGUGUGAUAGUGAGUGGAAUGGAUGCAGUGCGACCUAGGUGGCUAUCUGUCUGCGAGUCGUGCUGAACAGCUGAAUACAGACUCAUUAUUUGGGUUUUGGAAGCGCCCUAGAAAUAGCCGUGGUGUGUUUGCCGAGAGCGCUCGUUCUUUUGAAGCCCCUGCACAUCAAGGUCAUGCUUCUCAUCAGCAUGUGAAUUCAUCUGUAUGAUAGCUAGAUAGUGGAGACACUGCAGUAGGGCACAAUUGGAUGGAAGCAUCAUUUCCGGUUAGUAACACAAGACAGGGUGGUCUGGUUAAAAGUAGUUCACUAAAUGGAAUAGGGUGCCAUUUGUGACAUAUCCAUUUGCUACAUGCUAGCUUCCUUUGUACGAUAGCCAAACUGACGAUAAAGAUACCUGUAGUAGUAAAUGUAUAAUUAUGACUGCUGUCUGCCAGAGAUGUCUUAGCACAGGAGCCAUAGUCAUUGACAUCUGAUGGUUAAGUUUAGUGCAUUAGAAGAUUUGCUAACGGCUCAUAUCGGUGAUGCUGCAUGCAUGACACUCAGCACCUUGUAGUGCUUGAGGUAAAGAGGAACACGUAUGAGAAUAGAUGUGAGGUAGCUUUCUUUCUGGUCAUAUUGUGACUGAAUCUGAAGUAAAAGCUGAAACAACCGACUGAUAUAGCCUAGCUGACUCAACCCGUGUCCUAGGGUUGUGUACAUUGGGCGUAGACUAGGCUAAGAAAAGCAUCCUAAUUUAAAUACUUUCACAGUUACAGACACUUCUUUUAAAUUACAUCUGAAAAUGCAUCUUUAGAAGAAGUGACAGGGCGGCGGUUUUGCAGUGUGUUGGGUCACCAUACAUGCAUAGCCCAUUAUUGGUUAACUGUGUUGAACAAGGCUAGGUCUUUGGUCACUGUGUUUCCACUUAAUUUUGCCUCUAAACCAUCAGCAUGAGUUCACUUCACGCUUUCUUUCAUAGUUUUUGACGUGUCAAGAGACCUCACAAACUCACUGGUGUGGAUCCCCCUUCGAACUGCUACGUAUGCUAGCUAAUCGCUAAGUACAUUUUAAAGGAGUUUGUUAUAGCGCAUUAGCUUCCAUUGCUAGCAGUAGAACACUGGACUAACUCUAUUUCCUCUUUCCUCUUGUCACCACACAUACAUUUUAAGACCAGCCAGCUGAAAAUAGUUCCUCAUGGUGUGUCAGUGUACUCAAACAGGCAGGCGUAGUGCAGCGCAAGCUGAUUUACUCUUAGUACAGUAGCUUCUCACUAUCGUUACCACAUUACCAUUCCCAGGGGGCAGAUCUGAUAUGGAGAUAGGGUUGCAUCUCUGGAGAAAGUAAAGGGAGCUUUCAUGAUUCGUUAGAUUUGUUUGCGUUACUCUCCACGUUGUACCACCGUGUUGUACCACUCUGAGACAUUUGACAUUUGACAUUUUAGUCAUUUAGCAGACGCUCUUAUCCAGAGCGACUUAGUUAGUGAGUGCAUACAUUUUCAUACAUUAUUGGUUAACUGUGUGCCCGUGUGUGUGUAUACAGCCUUGGUCGUCUCUGCUGAGGAACUGGAAUAGCCUAGCGGUGACUCACCCUGGCUACAUGGCCUUCCUCACCUACGAUGAGGUCAAGGCCCGGCUGCAGAAGUUCAUCCACAAGCCUGGCAGGUCAGUGAGAGAGUCUACAUACAGACACAACAGGCACAUGCAACACUGACAUGCACACAUCAACACACGCUCACACACACUGACACAGCGUAUGCACACUGACGCACGCACACCUCAGCCAGAUACACUUUCUCUGCUAUUGUCAAAGCACAAACCCAGUGAGAGACGAUGAUAUUUAUUAUAAACUGGGUGGUUUGAGCCCUGAAUGCUGAUUGGCUGACAGCAGUGGUAUAUCAGACCGUAUGCCACGGGUAUGACAAAAUAUUUAAUUACGUUGGUAACCAGUUUAUAAUAGCAAUAAGGCACCUCAGGGGUUUGUGGUAUAUGGCCAAUAUACCACGGCUAAGGGCUGUAUCCAGGUACUCCGCUUUGCGUCGUGCAUAGGAACAGCCCUUAGCCAUGGUAUAUUGGCCAUAUACCACAUCCCAUCGUGCAUUAUUGCUUAAUUAUACACUUUCAUUCAAGUUACCAUCGCAUUAUAACCAUGACUUUGCAUAUUCACGUUUUUUUUCUCCAACAUGAUGUGUGAUUGUCACUGACUUGAGUCUUGCCCAUGCUGUCACAUACUCUCACACUCCAAAACAGCUACUUAGACUACUGUUAAACACACUACAUUCUUACAGUCUCAGUCUGUCAUGAGCUUACACACACUAACAAACUCGACCUUUACACACCGUGGCGAGCACCACCAGCUUGGCUGUCUAACGCACACUUACACAAUGACACAGAAGGCGCCAGUCCGCCCUCACCCCCCGGUCUCACGUGCCCCCUGUGGCACAUGGAACAGCAUGGUACCUAGCAUCAAUAGGCCUAUUGUAGAGACUGGGCUGAUGUCAAUACUGGCUCCAACAGAGGGCAAGUGUGUGACACAACACAGCAAGUAUUUAGCCUUCAUUCACCUCUUACUCCUAGAUGACAAAAUUGGUGACUCUUUAUAAUGAUUUUAAUGAAUAAGCAUUACUUAACUAUUUAUGGGUAGUGUAUUCAUACUAAUAAUACUUGAGGAUUCUGUGAUGUAUAAACAUGUACUGCAUUGUAAGCUAUGUGUGUGUGUUUGUGUGUACACACACUCACACUAUAAGCAAUACAAUUUAUAAGCAUGUACAGUAUAUUGUUUACAAAAGCUUGUAAUGCCUACAAUUGCUUUAUAAAAGGCUUGUUAAUUAAAAUGUAUAUCCUUUCGUAUUAAACUCAGGACAGAGAAGCUCACCAGAGUUUGCUUAGGGUGGGGAUGAGCUGGGAUUUGUCAUUUAUUUAGGGUGUUUUCCCUGUGUUUAUGUUCCACAGCUACAUCUUCAGGCUGAGCUGCACGCGGCUGGGCCAGUGGGCCAUCGGCUACGUCACUGCAGAUGGGAACAUCCUGCAGACCAUCCCCCACAACAAGCCCCUCUUCCAGGCCCUCAUCGACGGCUUCCGGGAAGGAUUGUGAGUUCACCAGCCCCUCUCUCUCUCUCUCUCUCUCUCUCUCUCUCUCUCUCUGUGUCUGUCUCUAUCUCGGUCUCUCUCUCUCUCUUUCUGUCUCUCUAACUGUGUCCGUCUGUCUGUCUUUGUCUGUUUCUCGCUCGUCUCUGUAUCUAUUUCUCGCUCUCACUCUCUCCAGUCUCAACCCAAGAGGUGAUCUUUCUAUAAACCAUGUGGAUAAUUUGGCAUCUCAAAGUCCCUGUGCCACUGAACUCAAACCAACACGUCUCAUGUUGCAUCGGCCACGACUCCAUGUCCUCCUCUUCUGUUUUCAUAAGCAGCAGGAGAGUUUGAUUUGCAAUGUGCAGUCAGAGGUUUGGGUGGAUAGUAGAUAUAAUGGUGUCUCCUGUGUGACUCUAGUCAGUAGAAGUGUACUUGAUAUGGGGAAUAGGGUGUAAUUUGAGACACAACUUAUGUGUGUUGGUUUUCCCUUGUGAGUGACCAGAGUUCCGUCUACUACAGCAGUGGUUCCAAACUCUUGCCCUCGAGUACCCCCAACAGGUACACCUUUCUAUUGUGGUCGCAGACAAGCACCCCUGAUUCAACUAAAAAACUCCUUGACAAGUUGAAUGAGGUGUGUUUGUCUGGGAUUUCAACAAGAAAAUAUACUGUUGGGGUUCCUCGAAGACCGGUUGGGAACCACUGUCCUAGAGUAUGCCAGUAUUCAAACUUCUGUUUUGUUUUAUAAAUGGUGUGGUAAGUAUCUUCAAACCUGUAAUCAAAUGCUGAAUUAGUCUGUGAAAGGUUUUAGGCUACAUGCGAUUUGCUUUGCAAAGAGCCUGACACAUGUGUUCUAUAAAGCCACUAUGCAAAGUAUCACUAAGGCCUCAAGGUUACAUGAAAAACAUAGUCAAAAACAUACAGUAUGGCUGCGAUUCAAAUUACACCCUAUUCCCCAUAAAGUGCCGUGCUUUUGAUCCUAUUUGGCAGCCCUGUGUGGCUCUAGUCAGUAGUAGUGUACUUGAUAUGGGGAAUAGGGUGACAUUUGAGACACAACCUAUGUGUGUUGGUUGACCCUUGUGAGUGACCAGAGUUCCAUCUCCUCUGUCCAGCUACCUGUUCCCUGACGGGCGCAGCCAGAACCCAGACCUCACAGGACUGUGUGAACCCUCGCCACAAGACCAUAUCAAAGUCACACAGGUGGGUCUCUCUUAUCUCCAUCUGUCUCUCGUAUUCAUAACCUUACAUACUGCACUUCCUGAAUCUUGGGUCCUGCUCUGUAGAGAAAAAGUUUUGAAACUGAGUGAAACAGCGUACUAUCUGAACUUGUCCAGUAGGAAAUUCUAAUUUGUUUUCUGUUUCAAAAUGUUUUUCAAUGGUGUGCACUACUGAACACGACCCUGGCUCCUUUUUGUUGCCUUAUAAGAACCAAACUAAACUAAGGGUGCUUUAAUGUGCUCUAUUUGUAUUUACUGUACGUGUUAUCCUGCGCUCAGGGAGGUCUGCUGAAAUCCCAUGGCUGACUAUGUAUCUCUGUGUGUUUGUCCUCAGGAGCAAUAUGAGCUGUACUGUGAGAUGGGCUCCACCUUCCAGCUGUGUAAGAUCUGUGCGGAGAACGACAAGGACGUGAAGAUCGAGCCCUGUGGUCACCUCAUGUGUACCUCCUGUCUCACCGCCUGGCAGGUACUGUACGCCUAGUCUCUCUCACACUGCUGGGUAGGGGCGGGUGUUUGGGUCAGUGGGCGGCAGUGUGUAUGUGGGUGUAUGCAUGUGCAUCCUCAUAUAGUCAUGAAUUUCCGUAAUCCCUCCUCCCUCUCUCUCUCCCUCUCUCUGUUCUUUUCUUCUCCUUCAGGAGUCGGAGGGUCAGGGCUGCCCGUUCUGCCGCUGUGAGAUCAAGGGCACGGAGCCCAUCGUGGUUGACCCCUUUGACCCCAAGGACCCCAUAGGGGGCUCCUACGGGGGCUGCAGGGGCAUGUUCGGGGCGGAGGGCGCCCCGUCGCCCAGCUACGACGAUGACGAAGACGACCGGCUGGAAGACCCCCACCUCAUGAUGAGCAAGCUGGCCUGUUCCAAGGUGAGCGCCGUCUAGAUGGGGCCUAAAGCUGAUAUGGAGCUCUCUUCCUGGGUGACGUUUCCCCUAGGUACAGGUCUAGGAUCAGCUUCCCCUCCCCCAAUCUUAACCUUAACAUUAGUGGGGAAAAUGCGAAACUGACCCAAGUGUCUAGGGACAACUUUACAUUACUCUUCCUCUAUCCCUGGGCUACGUUCAGCAAGGCACAACAUUGUGGACCGUUCAGAUAGAAACUUAUUAUUUGUGACUGAAUUUUUCUCAAAGUUGGCCUACUGAAUGUGGGCAUAAAGCCUACUGAAAUCCUUGUGGACUAUAGUUGUGCACCCCUGCUGUAAACUGAACUGUUCUGAGGUACUCUUCCUCUCUUUCUCACACCUUCAGAGUCUAAGAUCACAUAGCUUUCAUCUUUGACUUCUAAGGUCAGGGUUAGCUUUGCUUCUUCCAGGUGUUUGAUGUGCAGGGCCCUUUUCUCCUGUUGUGAGCCAGCAUCUUUCAGCUGUCCCUUUGUAACACGUCAGAACUCAGCCAGUGGAGUAAGCUUGAAUAGACUAAUACUUUGAGAGUGAGACUACACACAGCUUUGAUGUGAUGGGAAAUGUUUUCUCUGGUAUUGAAGAGUAAGUGUGCAGUGAAAAGUUUCUAGAACUCUCUCCCUGAGCUGUGGGGUGAUGUUGUUGGUACGUUGCAGGUGGAGCGGCCCCCCUCGCCCAUGUCCCUGGCGCCCCAGUCCUCCCUGCCCCCCGUGCCCCCCCGCCUUGACCUCCUGCAUCACCGACCCACCAACCCCCCAGGAGCAUCCAGCCCAGGGGCCAACAUCCAAGGCAAGCUCUCUGCGCAUUCACAGUCGAACAGCAAUAGACAAAUGGGAAUGUCACAAGUUGAAAUGUGUGUGAGAGAGGGUCCUAUUUAGCUGCUGUUGGAGGACAAUUUAGGUUGAAUAGAAAUCAAAAUAAGUAGUAAUAAUGUAUGAUUUGAUAGCACAAACCAAAAACCUUUGAUCAAAAAACCAAAGUGUUUUUGGCAUGAUAGCUGUUAAUUAAUGUGCUUCCUUGAUAAGUUGACAUUCUCCUAUGAAGUAGACUACUUCUUCCUUUUGAAAACAGAUUAAAUUGAUUGUCCUCAUGGUCUGUAAUUGUGCUCUCCUUUCCCAUAGGCAUCCUCCCACCACAAGGACAAGCCUCUCCCCCUGCCCCCAGCCCUGAGGAACCUGCCGCCCCCUCCUCCCCCAGACAGACCUCUCUCUGCCGGGCCUGACGGGUGGCUCGGCAGACGGCCACUACCCUGCACCCCCCUGGGGGAGCUCAAGCUUCCCCCUGCCCCGCCCAACCGCAACCUGGCCGACUGGAACCCCAGGCCAGUGCCCAAGGCCCCCGGACAGCCACCCGGUGUGGGAGACACGCGGGGGGUCCGGGAGCUCUCCAACAGACACUCCCUCCCCCUGGCCCUACCCUCAGCCCUAGACGGAUGCACGGACGGACAGAAGAACAACAGCUCGCUCAGUCUGGACCAUCAGCUGGUGACGGGAGCCAAGGUCUAAUACUAGCUUCUAUUAGAGCAGUUGAUUUAAAUGUGGUUUCACAGACAUGGAUUGAAUCUAUACCAAGACUGUGUACAAUUGUGUGUGAAUGUGUAGGGAUCACAAAUUGGUAUUUACAGAAGUAGGACUUUAGCUGUGUAUGUCUGUCUUCUAUGUUCCUCACCAGAGUUUUGCAGGCACGGCAUCUGGCAGUCAGGAGUACGACAACCCCAAAGUGAAGCCUUCUGCCUCGGCCAAUGCCAUCUACGCUCUGGCAACAAGGUACAGUACAGUACACACACUCCUCUCAUUGCUGUGUGAAUGUGGUAUUUCCUGUAUAGGGCCGGGUUUUUUCCUGACCAAGUGACUUUACCCAGAAAACUCUACUAGGUAUAGCCUAUCCUCAGAACCCAGAGUUUUCCCUGAUCAGGUCACAAAAUCCCUUGGCCCUGGUUAUAUUAACUGUCCCCUUCUCUCUCCCUGCGUUGUCAGACCCCAUCCAGGUCUGAAGCCUGUGGCUGGGGAGGAGGCCUAUGAGAGUGACGAGGAGUCCGACUACAUGAUCCCCACCUCUCGGCCCGUCCUGGCCCCCAUGGCAGCCCCCCUUGUGGUGGCAGAGACCCCAGUCCCCAAACCCCCCCAGGCCAGCUCUCUUAACUCAUGGUAAGCACCCUCUGCUAUAAGGCAGUAUCCCCGCUCAUUGAGAAACAUUGAAAAGUGUCACUGUAAGUUAAUUGAUAACUUUGAUGAUAUCGUAGGGAUACUGUGUGCAUCUUCAAUUAUGUAUUUUCUUAUUCUGACAAUUGAUUGCCCGUCAAUAGUGAAAAACCCAACAAGUGUAAAAAAAAAUAUAUAUAUAUAUAUAUAAUAAAAGUAAUAUCUGCCCAUUUGAUGUCAUGUCCUCUUAGUCUCCCUCCCCUUCCUGUGUUUGGUAGGCCCAUGCUGAAUGACCUGGAUGAAGGACCUCAAAUGUAUAACGCCCAGGCCCUCACAGCCUCCCUGCCCCACCUGGCCAGAGACUCUGGUACUGCCCUACCACAACAUUAUGGCUGCGUGCCAAAUGGCACCCUAUUAGUGCACUACUUUUGACCAGUACUUUAUGACCACUCUGUUCUAAACCCUAUCUGCUUCUGCUUAUUAUAAACACGCAUGCAGUAUACCCCAUCUUUGCUAGUUCAGCACUCCACCUCUAUUCUCAUUUUAGCCCACCGAUCUAGCCCACUGUAUUCUAUUCUAGCCCACUGUAUUCUAUUAUAGCCCACUGUAUUCUAUUAUAGCCCACUGUAUUCUAUUAUAGCCCACACUAUUCUAUUAUAGCCCACACUAUUCUAUUCAAUUCCAUUCUAUUCGAAGAGAUUAAAAUGCCAUUGUUUCAUUUCGCCCUUCUGACCACACUGUGAAUCCCUCCGUUCCCCAGAUUGCUCUGAGCUGCCCCCCCUGGCCAGUACCAAUGGCCCCAUCUGGGAGUCCCCCUGCCCGGUCCGGGAGCCCCCCGAGGAGGUAGAGGAGGAGAAUGGCUACGACAUCCCUAAACCAGUGUUUGCCGUGGCCCGACGCACCCUCUCCGAGCUGGGGGCCGCCGCCUUCAGCCGUCUCUCCAUGGACAGCGAGCCCGGAGCGUCCACCUGUAAGGCCCCCAACAACUCUGAGCCGGUGAUAUAGUUCAUUUGUAAGGUCAGAGGUUUCAAUAGGGGGUAGUUAAAGAGCCGCAUGUGGCUUCAGAGCCACGAGUUUCAGACCCCUAUAGUUCAUUUGUAUUUUUUCCUGACCUGAUCUGACCAGGGAACACUGGGCCCUAGGUAGUUUAUUUGAUAGAGACCAUGUACAACAAACGGUGCAUCAGAUUUGAGCUAGAUGAAUAGCCAAUUCUUAUCUGCAGUUGUAAGAUAUAGGCUGUUAGUAGAGCCCAGAGUUUUUUCCGGCCUAGUCAUGUGUUGAGGAAAAACUCCUCGCCCUGUGCGUCUCAAAUGGUUGACUAACUCUGGGUAUUUAACCAGGUUGUCCCUGGUGUUGUAUUCCUAUAUUUAUCAAUUUUAACUCAUAGAGCACCCUUAUACCGUCUUCAAGACUUACGAUUGCGAAUCAAGAUUUGGGCAGGAGUACUGAAUUGUAAUGUGGAUGCUGCUUGUUGUUCUGUGGUUUGUGAUGUGAAUGCUGUUCUAUUCUCCUCCCUGUUCUUCUAGCCUUCUCAGAGUCCAGCGACGCCCCAGAGCGGCCUCCCAAGCCCCUCCCCCGCCGCAUCAACUCAGAGCGCCGGCCCAGCCCCAUACCUCCUGGAUUAGGCACUGGAGGAGGAAAAGGAGGUGGAGGAGUAGCCAACCCCCAGAUUACCAGCGAGAUCGAGCAUCUCAUGAGCCAGGGCUACACAUACCAGGACAUCCAGAAAGCCCUGAUGAUUGCACAGAACAAUAUGGAGAUGGCCAAGAAUAUCCUGCGCGAGUUUGUCUCCAUUCCCUCCACGGCGCACAUUCUUACAUAG
Coregonus sp. 'balchen' is the source of this 11827-nucleotide messenger RNA. The record is from the annotation of a GenBank genome assembly. NCBI's taxonomy places the organism in Eukaryota, Metazoa, Chordata, Actinopteri, Salmoniformes, Salmonidae.